Molecule: messenger RNA, 2601 nt
Organism: Trametes versicolor FP-101664 SS1
Lineage: Eukaryota; Fungi; Basidiomycota; Agaricomycetes; Polyporales; Polyporaceae
Exons: 3
Coding region: 1-2310 (769 amino acids)
Biological process (GO): ubiquitin-dependent protein catabolic process
Molecular function (GO): ubiquitin protein ligase activity
Source: RefSeq, a predicted model, not a curated record
AUGCUUUCUGCUCUCCGAGCCGCGCGACGUCCUCGGGACCAGGAUGCACGAGACACGACGAGCGACGAACCUAACGGGCUCAUGGACCUCUUGCAGAACCAGGACUUCCUUCCCGCCGAACUUCGUGCGGAUGACGCGGUACGCAAUGAGAGCGAUGACAUUUAUGACGACCUCCCGCCGUUGGAGGACUCUGGCCCAAGCACAUCGCGUACGGAGAGGCCGCGGUCUCCCGUGGACGCUCCCGUAGACUCGUCUGAUUCAGAGGACGACCUGCCUUCACUAGACCCACAAUCACCCUCUUCUUCAAGUUCUCGACUGUCUACCCGUGACGUUGGUUUGCCUAUCACCGGGGCCACCCCCAGCGACGUCCGUGCCUCGAGCCCCUCGGUUCGCGAAGCGGUACAUGAGGAUGCUGCGGCGUCUUCCUCGAGCCCUUCAGGACCUCCUAUUGCCUCUUCUCCGGGGUCGCGUACACGCUCGAGGCGGCCUCGUGCGACUUCCUCGUCACAAGCGGCCGCACUGCCGGAAGACAACGAGGAUGGGGCUGAUAGUGACAGCAGCAUGCCUACCCUGCAGACUGUAUCUGAUUCGUCAGACGACGAAGAAGACUCGUACGUUGCCUCAGACGAGGACUGGGACGACACGGACGACUUUUACAGCUCGGACCAGUUUGACGACGACGACGACGAAGACGACACAAACGGUCCUCCUUUCCCCUCCAAUCAUCCCUCUCAUACCUCUCGCGAGCCCAACUCUCGACGCCCAGCUCUAUUCGACCUCCUCCCCAACUUUGCUUCAAAUAUGACCACGAAUAGCGACGAUCUCUUUCAGUCUUUUCGAGAUAUGCUUGCGCGCGCGAGUAGCGUUCCGGCGAGUGAGCUCCGUGCACUCGACGAUGCCGACCACAUCCGGGCAGACGCCAUCCUCGCUGGUCUCGAGAAGGUACCAACUGAGCUUGUGCGACGCUACGAGAAGCUGCGUGCGGCCGAGGGGCAGAAUGCAGAUGGCUGCGCGAUUUGCCGUGAUGAUUUGUGCGCGGAAGAGGACAUCGUGUCCUUAUAUGCGGUGUUGCCGUUCCACCCUGAGGCGUGCCACCCGGAGGCGAGCACUGUUUUCGCAUUUCCGUGUGCCGGCAAGCAUCUCUUCCACGGCGACUGCCUCUCGCCAUGGCUUGCGCGGAAGACCACCUGUCCGUCGUGCAGGUUUGACAUCGACCCGCAUUCACUCACGCUGAAGAGGAACCGCGAGGGGCCAAACGCGGGGUUGGACAGCCAAGGUGGGCGUACGCGUGUGUGGCAGCCGCCGCAGGUAGAGUCCAUGAGCGACUGGCUCGACGCGGAGGAACGUGCACGGGCGAGCGGUGUGCCGCGCCAGCGACCGCAGCCCGUCAUACCUAGACCUGGACCAGCCGCGGCUGGUUCGCAUACAUUCGCUUCUGGUCUUGCUGCAGCACUCGCAGGGACCAACACCACGGGCACGCUCGCGCAGCUGCUCGACUCCCCUCGGCCGGACUCCCCCUUGACGGACUGGCAGUACGAUCCCAACACGGGCGCGAUCAACAUCCUCGCCGCCUUCCGCUCUAUCUCGGAGAUGCGCCAGGCAUACCUAGAGGCAGACCCCGUCGAAAGGCAGCGCCUAGAGGGCCUCAUCCGCGGCCAGGAUGCCGCACUCGCCGACGCUGGCGCCCCGCCAGUCCAGGUCCCCGAUCGUCCCCCGUCUGCACCCCCCAUCCUACUCUCGGAAGUGACCCCGGGCCUUCUUGGAACCCCUGGCCCGGCCGCUGCGCUUCCCGCCGGCGCCGCACCCUCGCCAACGCGCGCACGCACCCUCGCCGAGCAGCUCGAGCACGCUAUCAUCGGGAACGCAGAGCCCCCAUCGGCCAGUGUGCAAAUUCCCCCUGCCAUUGCGGAGCACUUCGCGCGUGAACGCGCCGAGGGCCGUCGGGUGGCCAUCGUGAUGCCGCCCGCAGAGGACAACGAGCCCGGGCUGGUGGAGCUACUCAUGCACCUCAACACGCGGCUUCGCGAGGCGCACCUGAACGGUCCGCCACAGACCGCCCCUACGUCGUUUGAGGAUGUGGCGGGCGCGCCUCCGCCAGAGCCAGCAGGAGAGGUGGAUGCGGAGGCCCCGGACGCUGCGGACGUCCCGCCGCCUAUUCAAGCGGAUCCGAACCAGGCACUACACGCGGAGGCACCUUUGGAGCUGGAGGAGGAGUACACACAUGCUCUACUCACCUCCGGACUUGUAGAACCUCAUGCGGGCGAUGCGGCUCCUCAGGAUGGGAACAACUGGAUCGAGGACCUGGACUAAUGCGAGGCCCGGAAAUUCCUCGUUGAUUAUCUGCUUGCGCUGGGUCCAGGAGCCCCUUGAUGGAUCGCCUGCACCCUCGAAGUUCGUGUUUCUUGUUCCUGAAGGUAGGGAUAACGGUUGGUUAAAUCGCAGUGAGCAAAGUUGUACUUUUUAGUGGGUGUACAGAUACUAUAGAUCCUUCUCCCGCAUGUUAGCAUCCCUGUCGUUCGUCGUCGUGCUUUUGUAACGCUUCUCGUAGCUAGCCUCGUCGUACUUGUACAAUCAUAAGAAUAUCCUAGAAGGAUCAAUGAC